Messenger RNA from Uranotaenia lowii, 1059 nucleotides. RefSeq names its product COP9 signalosome complex subunit 8 (gene CSN8). The record is from RefSeq and is a predicted model, not a curated record. The transcript has 3 exons. The coding region runs from base 131 to 694 and encodes 187 amino acids. Gene Ontology annotation, biological process: COP9 signalosome assembly; protein deneddylation. NCBI's taxonomy places the organism in Eukaryota, Metazoa, Arthropoda, Insecta, Diptera, Culicidae. Gene Ontology annotation, cellular component: COP9 signalosome.
AGAAAACGAAAACAAAAAGCGAUUGCAGAUUUUUGCUGUUGUUUUAGGGAUCCGCGCACGAUUGCUAGGAAUUUUUCCAAAUUUUUACAAUAAUUCGUGCCGCGAAUCGUUAUCUUAGUGAGUCAAUAGGAUGUUUUCCGAAAAGAUACGACAGUUAACUUUACUUUUGGAGAAACAAGAACUGGAGGCUCCCAAUGGAAUUGUUUCCGUUCAACUAUAUUCCGAACUGUUCGCGGCCUAUUUGUACAGAAACGACUUAUGCAAUGCCCGCUUCCUAUGGAAGCGCAUCCCUCUCAGUAUCCGGAACGGGCACGGCGAACUGGAACAAAUGUACCGGGUGUAUCAGUGUCUGUGGAACAACGACACAGCCGGGUUCUACAAAGCCAUCAACCACGACUGGUCUAAACACGUUUCGGAGCUGAUGUUCGAACUUAAAGAAAAGAUACAACAGGAAACGCUCAAUCUAAUUGGUCGCGCAUACAGUUCAAUCUUUGAAAACGUGUUUGCCGAAAUGACCAACCAGACGCCGGAUAUGAUCGAUGAAACGUGUCGAAACCUGAACUGGGAAAUAGUCGAGGGACCCCGCCCGCGUUUGAUCGUGCCAAAGCAUCCGGCAGCCGAUAAACCGAUCGUGGUCAGCUCCGAAGACCAGCUGCAGAAACUGACGGACUUUGUUUCGUUUUUGGAAAACUAAUCGAUUCCAGUUGUGUAGAUUUUGCCCUCUGUUUCUCUUAACGAUAUUGCAGUAUCUCAUACGAUGGUUCGUUCAAACCCCGUUCUGGAUUUAAAUUUAUUUUUAAUUACAUAAUUUAAAAUAAUAAGCUUGAAAUCAAGAGUGGUAAAGUUUGAUACUCAGAUGCUCACCUCCUAUCCGACGUUUGGCAGUUUCUUGUUCUCGUGCAGUAUAAAAUCAGGUGAGUAACUUUCUACAAGUUUGGUACCAAUUUUGCAAUUUGUUCGAAAAGAUCAUAAGUAGAUCUGUACCGAAUUCUGACGGAUAUUCGGCUCACCGAAUAGUUGCACUUAGUACUCGUCCAAAUAUGCCGAUUAAAAUACAAA